GGGGGGGGAGGUGGAAAAAAAAAGGUCUGUCUGCAUGUGCAGUCUGAGGAAAUGCUGUGGGAACUGCAGCCCGGCGCAGGGCGUUUCUUUUUUUUUUCGCGUUGUGUUUGGUUUUGUUUUUGGUUUUUUUUCCCCCUGUGAUCUCCUCUCUUCUCCCCUCGUGUAGCUGAGAGGAAGGAAAAGAAGAAAGAGAAGUAGCUAGGUCAAAUGUGCCUCGCUGUGCCGCCGGGGUGCAGGGGCUUGGCUGGAAGGAUCUAGUUUCCCUUCGGUGGCAGGAAAAGGAGCCACGGGAGAAGGCAGAGCCGGACGCCAGCCAUGCUCGUCCCGUCAGGCUGCUGGCUCCUUUUCCUUUGCCUCGCUGCGGCUGGCAAACAGUUGUCAUUAGAAAUCACUCCACCAUGUGAAAGCGAACAACACUAUGAAUACUCUGGACGGUGCUGCAGGAAGUGUGAACCAGGGAAAUACCUGUCUGCUAGAUGCACCAGUACCUCUGAUACUGUCUGCCAACCAUGUGGUCCAAAUGAGUAUAUGGAUGUCUGGAAUGAAGAGGAUAAAUGCUUACUACAUAAAAUAUGUGAUCAAGGGAAGGCUUUGAAAGAAGUGAACCCAGGGAACAGCACGUCCCAGCGACGGUGUGCCUGUACCAUGGGCUACCAUUGGAGUGAAGACUGCGACUGCUGCCAGCGAAAUACCAUAUGUGCUCCAGGAUUUGGAGUCAAGCACCCCGUGCAACAGGACAAGGACACAACGUGUAUACCAUGUCCCAGAGGCUACUUCUCAAAGGUUGCUUCAUCCACCAAUGAGUGUAAAUCCUGGACCAACUGCACAGCUCUAGGAAUGAAAGAAAUCAGGCCUGGGACCGACAAAGCAGAUGCAGUUUGUGCAGAAUGGAAGAUGCCUGAGCUAUCAGAAGAUGGAACAAACAGGAUCUUAUACGUAUUAAUCCCCAUCUUGUUUUUUGUGGCACUAAUUGGCAUUGUCAUCUUCAUCAUAUACUACAAGAAUAAAGGGAAAAAGCUGACAGCAGAUCUACAGAACUGGGCUAAUGAAGUGUGCAGCCAAAUCAAAGGAACUAAGGAGCCCCCAAGAGAUGCAUUUGUUACAGUGAACAUCACAACUGCUGCUAUCCCCCAGACCUCUGAAGGCACACAUCUCCUGGACCCCACCGGGUCUCCUGGCCCUGGAAGCUCAUGCUGCACCAGUGGCCAUGCUCCUUGCAGGAAUGGGAGCCCCAGCAUGGUGCCAUGCAUGGUGGGAGGGGGCCUCCAAAAGUUCUCUGAGGUAACUGAGGCUGAUGAUGGUCGUUUUCCACCAGUUCCUACAGAAGAUGAAUACAUGGACAAGGAUCUUGACACUGCUGGUUAUUUAUCUUUGCUAAGUCAGACUGCCAGUAAGACCAUGUCAUCGUUUUCAGAACCGAUGGAGGCAGGGGAGAAUGACAGCCUGAAUCAGUACUUUUCAGGGAUUGAGAGCACAGAGGAUGUGUCAGUCUCUCAAGGCUGCCACCUUUCCUUCGGUGUAGAUGGGGAACACACUGUGAUGGACAAACUUCUUCAGAAAUCUUGCCAACAUGCCCCCAGUUGCCUGAAAGAAAUGGGCAACAAAGACACAGAUGGUUGUGCAACAAACUGUGACUCAGAGAAGAUCUGUGUGAGGUGUGGUAUUUCAUAUAGGGAAUCUCCCAGAAAGUGGAGUAAACCUGGUUGUGCUGUGCCUGACAGUGCCUCCACUUCCCCAGAAACUGGAUCCUCUGCACAGUGCGCCUGGGGCCUGAAUUCUCUUUCUGCUGGUCAGAGCACUCUAGCAAAUGAUCACAGUAUGGAGGAUGCAUCUUUGGACAGUAGCAACAUGAAGUACCAGAACACAAAGGGAAGCUCUUCAGGGACAAACAGCACCACUUCAGACCUCCCUCCAGCAUCUGGAAAUGUGACUGGAAACAGUAACUCCACCUUUAUCUCAAGUGGACAAGUAAUGAAUUUUAAAGGCGACAUCAUUGUCGUUUACCUUAGCCAAAACUCCCAGGAGGGGGCAACGGCCUCAGGACCAAGUGAAGAAAAUGUGGGCAGCCCUGUCCAGGAGGAGAACCUCAGCCGAUGUGAGACUUUUGCCGGCAAUGCCCAGCACUACAAGGAGAAAUGUGUGGAGCUGCAAGGCACCUCCCUGGUGACAGGGAGUGGGGGGCUGCAGCAGGGCCCAUCCUGCUCUAGUCAGGCCUCCCAGCCCGUGCAGGAGGAGGGGAAGCUGGGACACUGCUCAGAGAAAGUGUUGAACUGAGACAAGCUGGUGUCCUUGCUGUGGGCCAAGGCACUGACCAACAGCCUGUGAGGAGCUGCGAGGCUGCUCUGGUGGGGCUGCCGAAAUCCUGGGUAUCACUACACAUUUGGAGACUAAUACUGCCCAUGGUGUCUCCUGGGAAAUUUUACAGCUGUAAAGGACCCUUGUAGCUUAGGUGUUGUCAGUGGUGCUCUCAUUGAGAAGGUUACCAGUGGGAACAGGUGCACAUAAGAAGCUGGGUACACUGCCCUCACCAUAGGAGCAGCAGCAGGGCUCAUUUCUCCCCAACCCUGGGCAGCAGUCUCACUGACCAACCCCUACUCCUUAGCAUCUCUUGCCAGCAAGCAGUGAAGAAGAGCUGAAGAGAGCCUUCAGACCAGGGAUGUUGUGAGGAGGAGAGAGUUGCUGGCCAGGCACAUGGCAUACUCCCUGAGAGGGGCCAACAUGGCAGAGGACUGCACUGAAAGUGGCCUCUGAGCUCUGCCCUCUGCCUCGAAGUUUUAAUUUUGCAACUAAGCUGCACCCAUUUUGCUGAGUCCUGGGCCUCCUCCAUGCCUCUGGGAUGGAAAGAAGCAGCAGCCACCUCUGUCAUUGAGACGAGUACUGCCGCCAGCCUUUGCCUCCCUGUGGUGAUUUGGUACAUGAUAGGAGCCCUUUCCUACCUUUCUCCAAAGAAGCAGUCUCCACCAGCACCAGAGUCAAGAUCUUUGCCCCUUUAUAACUUGUGGGUAUGAGUAGGUACAAUAUUGCCUCAAGUGUGCAGUAACAGGCAAAAUACAGCUGAUACACCAUAAAAGCAGUCAUAGUUUUGGACUUUGAUUCACCUCUAUCUUAUUGCACCUUGUCAGAAGAAUUCAAAUCCCUGAAGGUGAGAGUGACGUGUGCCUAGCAUGCUGCUGCAUUAUUAAUAAUGGCACUGAAGUCUAAGACACAUAACUGUUUAGCAGGUGGAGGAGAGGCCUGUGAUAACCAGUUGUGAACACUUACUGAGUGACAGAAGAGAGAGGGGUUACCCAAAGAUGGAGAAUUUGGUCAGAGUCAAACACAUUCCUUUAUUUCCCCUAAAAACUUGUCAUUCUCUCUGAUACUUGUAUUAGUAAGGAGAACUUUAUUUGGGAAGCAUGAAGCUAUUUCCAGAGGUUGGCCUGUCUGAGCUGAAAUCAGAGUGCAGCCACUGUCACACAGAGCUGGUAAGCAACAGGACCAAAGGUUCAGAUUUAAAGCAUAAUACUAGUUGUAACCAUAAGGGAGUUUCAUCUCCUCAGUUGGUUUUUGUUCUAGGUCCUGUAUCUUGCAGUCUCCUCCAGCAGCCACCAUGGAAAGCUCAAGGGAAAAGAGUCUCAAUGAACUCCCAAGAAGAAAAGAUACUAUUUUAAAUUAUUUUCUGACAAGAGGUAAUUUUCUCCUGCAUGUGUGAGUGCUGCAGGAGGCUACCUUCACUCUGAGCCUUCAGGAGGGUCAUUGUCAUGUUUCCUGUCAGACAGAGAUCUCUUAUUUAGUGGGAUCACAUCUGCCCUAAUGGAGAAGUUCUCUUCUAGGGAGGACUUCUCCCUGGGAAGGUUUUGAAGCUGAAGGGUUUACUGUGUAUCUGCUGUGUUUGCAGCGUACUUUUCUGUGGGUGAAGAGCACCUCUAGAGCUGACAAAGUAGCAACUGUGUCACCAAAGGAUGAGCUUAGCCACCUCCUCUACUCAGGAGAAUACUUCUUUAUUAUUUAUAUAGCUGGGAUGUUAUCCCUGGGUUUCUGCCUGGCAAGUUAGACAUGGACCUCAAAGGGACCUGUUUAUCCUUCUGAUUUCCUUUGUCAUCAGUUUGGAGCUGGGGCUUUAUAACAUCUAUUUGUACAAUGGGGCCCUAUGCAUUGGGCACUAAUUUGAAGGCUUCUGGCUGCUAUUGCAAUACAUGUAAUUAAUGUCAAUAAAAAUCUUAAGAGAUCUA
Pogoniulus pusillus (Red-fronted tinkerbird) is the source of this 4211-nucleotide messenger RNA. It is a transcript of the gene TNFRSF11A, whose product is annotated as TNF receptor superfamily member 11a. Bases 316 to 2274 code for a protein of 652 amino acids. The record is from RefSeq and is a predicted model, not a curated record. Gene Ontology annotation, molecular function: tumor necrosis factor receptor activity; cytokine binding. Gene Ontology annotation, cellular component: external side of plasma membrane. Gene Ontology annotation, biological process: lymph node development; positive regulation of bone resorption; ossification. NCBI's taxonomy places the organism in Eukaryota, Metazoa, Chordata, Aves, Piciformes, Lybiidae. The transcript has 10 exons.